CUGGAGAACGGGAUAUUCGACUUGUGUACUGCCCACUUCUGGUUAUUAGUGCUGCGGAUUUUGUCGAAGUUGGUUCUCGUUGACCUGUUAUUAUUUUGUACCCUACCGAGAGGUUCUUAUUAUCCGAGGGCCGACAUUCUUCUUUUUUAGUUUGGUAUUUGAUGACAAUCAUGAAGUCCUUUCUAGUGAUACUUCUAAUAGCAUUUUCCGUUGCUCAUGCUAUUUCUUUCUAUGACCUUAUAUUGGAGGAGUGGGGAGCUUUCAAGAUCGAGCACGGCAAGAAGUAUGAGAGUGAGACAGAAGAAAAGUUUAGAAUGAAAAUCUUUAUGGAGAAUCGACAUAAGAUUGCACAACAUAAUGUGAGAUUUGGAAAGGGUUUAGUGCCUUAUGAACUGAAAAUUAACAAGUAUGGUGAUAUGCUUCAUCACGAGUUCAUAAAAACAAUGAAUGGUUUCAACAAGACUGGAGUAAAUGGUAAUUUAAGGAGUGCUGAGCAACCGGUUGGCGCGAAAUUCAUUGAACCUGCUAAUGUAGUACUCCCCGAUUCUGUUGAUUGGAGGACACAAGGGGCUGUAACAGCUAUUAAAGAUCAAGGUCAAUGUGGGUCAUGCUGGGCGUUUUCUGCGACUGGUUCAUUGGAGGGUCAACAUUUCCGGCAAACUGGAGUGCUUGUGUCUCUGAGUGAACAAAAUCUAAUAGAUUGUUCUGGCAAGUAUGGUAAUAAUGGAUGUGAGGGCGGUUUAAUGGAUCGGGCAUUCCAGUAUAUCAAGAAUAACCGGGGUCUUGACACCGAGAAGACUUAUCCCUAUGAAGCAGAGGAUGAUAAAUGCAGAUACAAUCCUCGCAAUAAAGGAGCUUCAGAUGCAGGCUUCAUAGAUAUUCCUGAAGGAGAUGAGCAGAAGUUAAAGGCUGCAGUGGCUACUGUCGGACCAGUUUCCAUUGCUAUUGAUGCAUCCCAUAGCUCAUUCCAGUUCUAUUCCAAAGGUGUCUAUUAUGACCCUGAUUGUUCAACCACUGAAUUGGACCAUGGAGUUCUUGUCGUGGGCUAUGGAACUACUGAGGAGGGAGAAGACUAUUGGAUUGUAAAGAAUAGCUGGGGAGAAACUUGGGGAGAAAAGGGUUACAUUUUAAUGGCCAGAAAUAAGGAUAACAGUUGUGGAAUCGCUUCUUCAGCCAGCUACCCUCUGGUGUGAUGAAUGGCCUGAUACUGAAAAUUAGGAAGUGGUGUAUUCACUCCUUUUUGGAUCCAUUAAUUUACAAAAUUCAUUUUUUAAGUAACAAUUGAUUAGUUUUAAGCAGGAUCAGUUUGGGUAUACAUGCUUGUUAAUUUUUCCACAAGCAUUGUCUGAUAUUUGAAAUAUUUACUAUUAUACCAAAAUAAUGUCAGUAACUAUUACUAGUGUUCCUUGAACACUAGUAACUUCACAAUAACCCAUUCAAAGGCAUUUCGUCAACUUUUGCGAAGUAAUAAACUUUCCUAGCAUAUCCAAAAUCGUAAAGUUAAUUAUUUUUGGUAAUAAGUUACGCUAAAAUGCAUUGAUUAUAUAUAUUAUUUUCCAAAUAGUUAUUUCACGAAAUUGGAUAUGCGAUGAAUGUUAUAUUAAAUGACAAAAAUUUUUGAUAAGUAGUGGUAAGCUGAUAUUCAUUGUAAUUGUAGUACUUAUUUUUAAUACAUAAAAAUAAAUAAAAGUAUAUUUUUUCUUCUUGGCUGUCA
This is a messenger RNA of Orussus abietinus, 1714 nucleotides long. RefSeq names its product cathepsin L (gene CtsL1). The transcript has 7 exons. NCBI's taxonomy places the organism in Eukaryota, Metazoa, Arthropoda, Insecta, Hymenoptera, Orussidae. Gene Ontology annotation, cellular component: lysosome. Gene Ontology annotation, biological process: immune response. Gene Ontology annotation, molecular function: cysteine-type endopeptidase activity. The record is from RefSeq and is a predicted model, not a curated record. The coding region runs from base 162 to 1193 and encodes 343 amino acids.